AUGUGUAAAAUAACCCACAACACAUUCAAAGACUGCCCUUGCAGUAAAACCAGCACUAUACCGUGUGGAAUAUACCUCAAAGCUGUCUCCGACGCUGAUUCGGCACUCAACAGACACCUCAAAAUCCAUCGACCAACCUCGCAACAUCAUAAUCUUUUCGGCGACAGCGAGGAAAUUGGGCCGAGGAAGGUUAUGCCCGACAUGAGAGAAUGCCCGAAUCUCUCUGAGAGUUGGAAGAAACCGGGAGAGGAAGAUAAGAAGGAACAAGAUUCUGAGAACAAAAAUACACCAAGUUUCAGGAGUAGAAAGGGACCACGUGGUCCUCGUCCUCAGCAUAAAAAGUCAUUAGACUCUGAGGAUAAGAAGAAACCUGAUACUUGCGAGAUGGUUGAAGGUGGUUGUCCAUAUCAGGCGCGCCAAACACCGACGGAGCCGAGAAGGGUUUGGGAGAAUCCAGAUGAGAUGUGGGAGCUCAAUUUGAGGGGUAAAGGCGGCGUUUGGUAG
Molecule: messenger RNA, 504 nt
Organism: Glarea lozoyensis ATCC 20868
Lineage: Eukaryota; Fungi; Ascomycota; Leotiomycetes; Helotiales; Helotiaceae
Exons: 1
Coding region: 1-504 (167 amino acids)
Source: RefSeq, a predicted model, not a curated record